Molecule: messenger RNA, 577 nt
Organism: Trichophyton rubrum CBS 118892
Lineage: Eukaryota; Fungi; Ascomycota; Eurotiomycetes; Onygenales; Arthrodermataceae
Exons: 4
Coding region: 30-464 (144 amino acids)
Cellular component (GO): mitochondrion
Molecular function (GO): oxidoreductase activity
Source: RefSeq, a predicted model, not a curated record
GAUAAAUAUCGCUCGGUUAUCCCUUCACCAUGUUUCGCUUUCAUAAAACCUUAGACAUCAUCACGCUCUUCCACAAGCCCACCCUCGCAUCAUCCACCAAAGCGCUAUCUGUCCUGCAGAGGGCCUCAACAGCCAUCAAAGAAGGAACAGCAACAUCUCCUUCCGGCUCUCUACUACGAAAUUCCGACUUCGAACUAAACGUUACGGAAGAGCCGCCAACCACAGACCAACUCAAGCUUAUUAUGGAUUACAUGACGUCCUCUCCUCUUGCAAGUGGGGGUAUCGGGGUGGGAAAGCCAGGUGAUUUGGUAUCUGGGGCUACGGACCGAUCUGAUGCUGUUAAGCGGCUGAAGGAGAAUGGUGACAGUUUUAUAAGGCCGGUGGUUGUGGACUGGAAUAAUGGGAAAGCAGUGCUUGCUACAAGUGAGUCGGCGAUAUUGAAGUUGCUCUCGGAAGAGACCUGAAGACGCUAGUGAUCAUGAAGACUUCUUCCCCACUCUUACGGUUUUAUAUUUUAAAACAUGUAUGAAACGAGUACGUUAGUCGUUGGAGAAACAUCGCUGUAUUAUUGUAUAUU